AUCGUUAUAAAUUUAAUACUGUAGAUUAAAUAGACGCUCAUCACUUUUGACAGCUCUGAAAAUGUAAAACCAGGAACCGGAAGUCUGGAAUAAACGGCGCUGAUCGGUGAUUUACCCGCGUAGUCACAACAGCUGGCCGACAAUGGCGGAGUGGCAAAAGAUGAAGACGACACAUAGAUAGGAGAGAUCACCGUAACCCACCGCUCGGAGCUGGAGUGCUGGACUGACCAAUCGAACUUCAGGAACGGGGGAUUCCGCCACUGCUUCACAACCGGAAUGCACGUUCGGCACCUUCUGAUUUAAGCCGCACCCCGGAAAGGGUUAAAGCCGCUGACUUGGAAGCUGGUUCCUUGGCAAUUUGUUGGAUUUGCUUCGAAUCUGUAGUAAACGGCGAGAAUGUCAUAUCUCCAUGUUUAUGCAAGGGUUCGCAACAGUUUGUGCACCGUCAAUGUCUAAACUCUUGGCGGUCCAUAAGAGAGGGAUUUGCAUUUUCAAAUUGUACUACCUGCCGGGCUCCAUAUCAUCUGUGUGGGAAUUCUCCCCACACAGCCGAGACUCCCAAUUAAUGAAGCGUCUGGCCCAAAUACGAGAUAAAAUACGUGGAUGUUUUAACAACUUGAAUGACACCAUUAUGGGCCUCAGUGCUAGGACCAUUAAUGGGAAGGUAUGGGACAAGAUUAGAGAAUGGAUGGGACUUGGGCACGAAAUGACUACUCUGCUUAGCUCAAUCAAAUGGAUCACGAAGACCCACAAAGGGUCAACAUUGAAAGCAAAAGCGGCAAGACUUGCGUUCUGUGCAUCGGUCUACUAUAUUUGGCAUACAAGAAAUGAGAACUUAUUUGAUGAUGGAACAAAAACAGAGGAUAAUGUGAUAGCAAAGGUCAAGCAUAUGCUGAUUGGGGUUUUUGGUGCCCUUGUAAGUUUCAUGGAUAGAGAUGGAAGUUUUCAGGAUGCAUUUAAUGACUCUUGGAAGCAAAUGAUUUCUAGACAUCCAGUUUGCUUCUAUUACAGCACAGGAACAAUUGUGGUUUUUCUUCUUGCUGGGAUUAUUGGUUUUGCAUAUUAUUUAUGGGCAAUCGACACUGAGAAGAGGGAAGAGUUCCGGAUUGCAUGUUUGGGUUGGAUUAUUUUGGAAUGUGUUUUGACAUCAUCAAAAACAUUCAUUCCUCUGGCUCUUGCUUUAAUAUCCGCCUUUACUAUUUUUGGUGUUGCAUAUGGUUUCUUUUUGGGCACAUUGGCCUUCCAUAAAAGCUGGCAGAAACACCGUGAUGUUCUCUCAAAGCGAUGCCUUACAGAGGAGUACGUAGUGGAGGAUCUUCAUGGCUAUUACUUUGCACCGCCAAAAUUGGAUCCUGAACAUGAAGAACGCUUGAGAGCACUUAAACUUAUGUAGGCAUGCAAAGUUAAGUGAUUUUCUCUUUGAAAAUGUGAUUGAUUUGUCUGCAGCAGCCGAUUAGUUGUUUAAGUUUACCUAUUUUGACAUGGUUACUUGGUUAGUUCAUAGAGAGGGGGGGGGGGGGGUUGACAACCUGUUUAUGUCAUAUCCUGGUUCUUGCCAGUGAGCCUUUCCCUUUCAUAGAGUUAUAGAUGGUGAUGAUGAAUAUUACUUUGUAAAUAACAACCUGUUUGACAACCUGUUUAUGUCAUAUCCUGGUUCUUGCCAGUGAACCUUUCCCUCUCAUAGAGUUAUAGAUGGUGAUGAUGAAUAUUACUUUGUAAAUAACAAUGCACCCAUUUGUAAUGUUUUGUUUUGUAUUGAACAAAUAGAAAGUCAUUUAUCAUGGCAGUGUCUUAAUAUUUGAAAUUGCAAUUGAUGUCUCA
This is a messenger RNA of Cuscuta epithymum, 1821 nucleotides long. The record is from the annotation of a GenBank genome assembly. Lineage: Eukaryota; Viridiplantae; Streptophyta; Magnoliopsida; Solanales; Convolvulaceae.